ACUGUUCCAAUUCGAAGCACGCAUCAAGCGAGUACUGUCGUAAAACCCGGAAGUGUUCUGGAUGCGUGCUCGAUAUCGCCGUUUCACCGAGCAUGCAUCGGAGGUGGCUCGUGUGUGCUUGCUCCCGCUAUAAAUCCCAGGAUGCAUUUCGCACUCGCAGCAGUACGAGGGCGGACAAUAUGGAGAAGACGCACAAGUUACAACUGUAGCUUAAGUUACUCUUAACUUAUAUAUAUAUUUAUAUAAUAUAUAGGCCUAAUAUAAUAAUAAUAAUAUAUAAAUAUAUAUAUGUAAGGUCGUGUGUGUGUAUAGCUUAUAAACAUGACAGGACACUCAUAUCUUUUCAAUUGUUAUUCAUUCAGAAUAUUUACAUACUAUUUGAAAAUGAAAGAGGCUGGGAUUUUGUUUUAUAUCAUUUGUUUAUAUUGUUCAGUAGUAUAUGCCUAAAUGAGGCCGUAGCAGUUAACGGACGAGCAGAGGUGGUGACGUCAUCGAGUCCGCUGCUGUUCCAAUUGCAGAGGCGAGCUGAGCCGGUUUACCGCGGCCGAUCAUUAUGGGGGCCGUCUGAGCUGUCACUGGAGCGGCGAUCUGGACCACUAUCAACUCCUAACGGGGGAUUAAAGCCAGCACGGAGAUCUGCGUACUGCCGCAAACAAACACCCUCGCCUCUUCAUCACAUACAUGUGGACUAUGGCGCUAUUUUAAUCCAUAGAGGACGGGAAACUACGAUAAAGGACAGGGUUACCCGAGCCCUUCUGGACAAGACUGACCAAAGGGACCGAACCACAAUGAUACAACCCGCCAGGAAGGGACGUGCUGUCAGCUGCGCACUCGGGCAGUUCUGACCUCGCUGGUCCACGAGUCGCCGGUCCACUGGGUUGCUAGUCCACCUGGUUGCCGGUCAACCGGGUCACUAAUCCAGCGGGUCACUAGUCCAUCUGGUCGCUGGUCCACCUGGGGUCCACCGGGUCGCUGGUCCGCUGGGUCACUGGUCGCUUGUACACUGGGUCGCUGGUCCAGCGGGUUGGUGGUCCAACGGUUCGCUGGUCCAGCGGGUUGCUCGUCGCUUGUUCACCGGGUCGCUGGUCUACAGGGUCACUAGUCCACCGGGUCAUUGGUCUGUCGGCCAAUGGUCUACCGGAUUGUUGGUCCACGGGUUCGCUGGUCUACAAGGUCACUGGUCCACCGGGUCACUGGUCCACCAGGUCGCUGGUCGAAAGGAUCACUGGUCCACCGGGUUGCUGGUCUACCGGUCACUGGUCCACUGGGUCGCUGGUCUACCGGUCGCUGGUCUACCGGUCGCUGGUCGACCUGGUCUUCUUAUGCUGGCGAAACCAACCAAUUCUACAAUUCUCAUUACAGUUAGCUACAACUCAUAGGGGCUGCUAGUGGAAAACCUGCCUGGUGCAAGUUUAACAGAGAAGGGCAUAUAGUAGACAAACGCUACAAUGGACUAUGACGAAGGUGACAAGGACUGCUGUGUCCGCUGCCCGGACCCCAUGGACGGGGACCCGGAGGGGCCCACGGCCCACUGCCACCAGGCGCCCAACCGGAUACGCCCCUCGUCCUACCGGGCCCUGCGCAGCGCCAUCUCCAGUUUGGCCCGGAUCGACGACUUCUUCUGCGAGAAGAUCGGGUCGGGCUUCUUCUCCGAGGUCUUUAAGCAAAAGAUGGAAUGCCCAGAGCACAUCGGGGACUCACACAUGGCCUUCCUCAUGGAGCUGUUGAGGAGGAGACACAAGCAGCAACACUGCAACUGAAAUUGGGAUUCAGCAUGGGCCAUUUCUGAACUGGCAAACUGGACGGAAACGCUUCAUUCACUAAUGUGUAGGGUUCACACUACCUAACGCAUCCUUAUGUGGCAAUGUUUUGCACACACCACAGAAGAUCAUUUAAAAUGUAUUUGCAACAUUUGGCCAUUGUUUACAACAUUAUUUUCACACGUAGAUCAGAACACCAUUGAUCUUAGUCAGUGUCUCUCAAAGGAUGGUUUGCAACAGAUUUUAAUUGUUUCAUCUGCAUUAGAUCUUUGGUCCUCACGAUGGUGUUCCCGUUUCCACCAAUAGGCAUUCGGGAUUCCCGUUCAUCCCAAACCCAGCUGGCUUCGAGAGGAGCUGUUCUGGCUGUAACCAUCUUUUUCAAAUGUCUUUGAUUCAAUAUUAUAGGCUUGGCUAGUAAACAAAGUUCAAAUUUACACGAAAAAG
Molecule: messenger RNA, 2204 nt
Organism: Gadus chalcogrammus (walleye pollock)
Lineage: Eukaryota; Metazoa; Chordata; Actinopteri; Gadiformes; Gadidae
Product: dual specificity testis-specific protein kinase 1-like
Exons: 4
Coding region: 1449-1760 (103 amino acids)
Source: RefSeq, a predicted model, not a curated record